Molecule: messenger RNA, 1405 nt
Organism: Ctenocephalides felis (cat flea)
Lineage: Eukaryota; Metazoa; Arthropoda; Insecta; Siphonaptera; Pulicidae
Product: Fanconi anemia group A protein homolog
Exons: 9
Coding region: 40-1272 (410 amino acids)
Biological process (GO): interstrand cross-link repair
Cellular component (GO): Fanconi anaemia nuclear complex
Source: RefSeq, a predicted model, not a curated record
GAAAAUUUAGUUUAUCAGUUAUCUUCAAUAGAAUAGAUAAUGGAAAACGUUCCUGAAAUAUUUUCUGUUUUUAAACAAAUUGUUGAGGAAGAAAUAAGUAACAAAAAUCACCUUUUAUUAUCACCCAGAAAUCGAUUCAGAACUAAAAUGUUACUUGAAAAUCUUGUCAGUAAUAUUUCAUCGAACUACAUUGAUGAGAAUGAAUUUAUUAAGUUGGUUGUGAAUAUGAAAUUGCCUAUGCCUUUAGAAAGUCUUUGGUAUUUGCAGGUGCACCAUCUAUUUUAUUUAGGCUCAUAUGUUUAUUUCCAUCCAGAUCAGGCUAAAAAACUGCCAGAACUUUUAGUGCAAUUAGCAUGUUUAACCAAUGACAAAAAUUUGGGAGUUCAGCGAGAGGAUUGUGCUCAUAUUAAACAAAUCUACACAGACUUUUUUAUAGAACUUUUAAUUUGCAUUAAAGGACCUCAAAUAGGAAAUAUAAGUCCAAGUUUCCAAACAGCAUGGUUAAAAACUAGUUCAAUAAUUUGGCAAUCAAUAAGGAGACGAUUUUUAUCUAUGUUACUGAAUCAAAUUGAGGAAUUUAAUAUAAAUUAUUUAAAGGAACUAAGGGAAAGAAAUGUUUUGACAGAUAGAGUAAUUCAGGAAGUGUAUAUGGAUCAUUUACAUACGAUAGUAAAACACAAACCAUAUGUGAAAGUUCAAAUGGCUAUACAACACCAGAGUUCAUGGAUAAAAGCAAAUCUUGACAAAAAUAUAUUGAACAUGUUUACAGAGAUUAUACAAUAUAUAUCCAGUCCUUUGGAUGAGUUAGUUAUUAUCAUGAAGGAAGAGGAAAUAUCUUGGAAGUGGUGUCUUAUAGCUGCAUCAAUAUGUUUAGAUAUAGACCCUAAUUCACAGAAAUUAAAAAUUAUAAUAGAUAAUCUUAUACAUAGAGCUUUUGAUAAAAGCGAUGCUGAUUACUUAUUGAUUUCAUUUUUACUAGUGAGGCAAGCCUCAUACGAAAAUCUAUGCGGAUUUGAUAGCUAUUCGACAUGGUUUUCAAUAAAGUUUGGAAUAGAUUCAAUUGGCCCACCAUCAAAAGAUCAUGCUUCAUUUAAAUUCCUUAUUGGUUUCUUGUCGAGCAUAAUACCUUACGAGAGUGAAGAGAUUUUAAAGAUGCAUUUGGAGAAAAGUUUUGCAGCACCUCCAGGAAGCAUGUCGUUAAUAAAAGAGUACAAGAGUUUAAUUCAAACAAGAUUAUCCGAUAUCAAUCAAGAAGCUUCACAACUUCAUUAAAUUAAAGCAAUUUCUGCAAAAUUAUGUUUAUGGAUAAUUUAAAAAAAAAGUUGAUAUACAAUAUCAUUAAUAGGUUUUAUAUUUUUACACUUUAAAAUAUUAUUAACAGCGUAUUACAUUCUUACAUUCAAAC